Corylus avellana is the source of this 511-nucleotide messenger RNA. NCBI's taxonomy places the organism in Eukaryota, Viridiplantae, Streptophyta, Magnoliopsida, Fagales, Betulaceae. The record is from RefSeq and is a predicted model, not a curated record.
CCUUCAUCUGUAGCAGGCUAGCAGCAUGCACCCAAACAACCAGAACGCUCCUCGCGAUGGGCAAUGGUCUACCGGACUUUGUGGUUGUUGUGAUGAUCCCCUCAACUAUGUCAUAACAUGUUGCUUUCCAUUUAUCACCGCCGGCCAGAUUGUGGAGAUUGUUGAUGGAGGAAAUACAUCAUGUCUAGUUGGUGGCCUCACCUACUUUGCUUUGGCCUAUGUUGGCUGCGGAUGGGUAUACUCUUGCACAUACCGCUCCAAACUGCGAGCCCUCUUCUCACUCCCAGAAGCUCCGUGCGCAGAUUGGUUGGUUCAUUGCUGCUGCUGUCCAUGUGCUCUUCGUCAGGAGUAUCGAGAACUCAGAAUUCGUGGGGCUGAUCCCUCCCUAGGUUGGCAAGGCAAUGUAGAGAAGUGGAGGCGGACAGGAACAACGCCUCCUAUAGUUGCACCUGGCAUGACUCGUUAAUGGAGUGGGAUUUGUGCCAAUAAUAUUUGAAAAGAACCUGAAAGA